Molecule: messenger RNA, 2174 nt
Organism: Symsagittifera roscoffensis
Lineage: Eukaryota; Metazoa; Xenacoelomorpha; Acoela; Convolutidae
Product: placenta-specific gene 8 protein-like
Exons: 2
Coding region: 49-567 (172 amino acids)
Source: RefSeq, a predicted model, not a curated record
AUGCAGGGUUAUUUUUCAGAGAUUUAUUUUUGAUCAAUUUAUCAUCAAAUGGAAUCAAAAAUGGAUGCUCCUCCUCAGUACGCGUCUGCACCACCUGGUACCUAUGCCCAGACGAGUCAGCCACUAGCAUAUCAUCAACCAUAUGCACACCAACCGCAGCAACAGUAUGCGCCUCAACAGCAGCAGCAAGCAUACGUACAACCUUCCAACGUGAACGUUGUCGUGCAACAACCUACGCCACAGAAGAUUUACGUGGAGGCGCGUAAUUACCCGCUUCCCAGAUCUUGGAAAUCGGGUCUUUUCGGAUGUUUUGAUGACUGUGGAAACUGUCUUCUGACUUGGUUCUGUGGUCCAUGCAUGCUGUGUUCCGCGGCGAGUCGGAUGGGAGAGAGCAUGUGUAUAGUGUGCUUCACUCCACACCCGCUGUCGGCCAUGAGGACUAAGACCAGAAUGAUGUAUGGCAUCCACGGAAGUCUCUGUGACGACUGUUGCGUCGCCACAUUCUGUUACCCCUGUGCACAGUGCCAAAUGCAACACCAGCUCUCCCACAUGGUCGAACUGCCAUAAAAGGAAUGCAAGUCAAGUCAAGCAAACUGGACUGGACAGGAAACAGAAAUGUAAAUAUUGUGAACGAACUUGAAGUAAUUGUGAAUUAAUGGAGAACCUGAAAAUCAUGUCCCUUGGCUGAAAAAGCUAUCCUUUAAUGUGAACGAGAAUAACCAAAAAUUAUGAACAUAAAAGUUAACCCUGCAGCUGUAACUCAAUUUCAAAAGAGAAUAACUUGAAAAGUGAAAAUAUUCUAGAUUUUGAACCAAUCUAUCCAUGGAUCUUCUAUCCAUUUGAAAUCAUUAAAUGUGUUUGUGUGCUUUAUAAUCGCCUUAAUAUUUGACCAGAGUAGUGUCAUCAAAUUCAUCUAAUGCAUUUCGGACAUUUUAACUUGAUGAUAUCCUGCUAUCUGAACUGAUUAACCGCCACCAGUUUGAGGUCUUACUGCUUACUGUUGUCUAUUGAAAUGCUUUCAAAUUAUGAAUCCAACAAUCUAGCUCCAUAUUUUCGUACGGUGUAGAGUUGGUAGUGUUAUCGUUUUAGUUUUUAUCUCUCAAUCUUGAGUUAGAUCUAUAUACAAUAGUUAAGCGUACACAGUUUUGAUUUUUUUUGCGAUAGGUUAAAUGUUUAAUAGAUCCAAAUUUACUCACACAUCCAUUAUCGAACUUGAAGAUUACUGAAUGCUUAUUCUGUUUCAUUCUAAGUUGAUGUUGGGUACUGUUUAUUGACGCACAACACUUUCACCGUACAACUUUCAAUCGCAUUUUUUUUUCGGUUGUCUAAAUGUUGAGAUUGACUGGAGCUGUGAAAUUUAUAAAAUUCUAGAAAUUUUGGUAAUCUUUUGAGCAUUUUAUUUUUCUGUUAUUUUUGAAGAUAUCUGAAAUUCGUCCUUCCAGAACACUGGUGCUGUUGCUUGCGAUGUCUUCCUCCUGCUAGAGCCAUCAUAUCUUUCUCUAUCUUUUCUAUGUUAAUCGAGGACUUUCCUGGUGAUCGAAAAUAGGUCUUUUCUGUUACAAGGCCCAAAAUUUGUAUUAAUGAUGUUAUGAAAAUUGGAUCAUGUUUGAAUCUAAUUGACUGAAAUAGAAUAUUAAAACAAAAGGAAUUCUGAAGUUAAUUGCAAAGAUAUUAGCUCAUUUAAUGUUUUGAUUAUUUUGUUUCUCGUAACAGAAAUGACCCCCUUGAGAACUAUUUUGAUACCUUUAAAAUUGCAAGAUGAACUCUUUUCCAGUUCCUUAGACUGAAGUUCGUAAACGCUAUGUGUAAAAAACGCUAUCAUAAUUCUAACAGGCGACAGCGAUGAUUGUUUUGAUUGCAACUUGAUCCAACUUUCAAAAUGGUCAGGGAAACUGUCGUUUUUUUUAAUUGGAAAAGAGGCUCAUGUAUUGUUACAUGUUAACAAAAAUUUCUAUACAAGUUCAGUACAACAUGACUAAAUAUCAAUUGAAGAGACUUAUAUUAUGUAAUCUUUCCAUAGGAUUUCCGGAAUUUCUCCUGUAGAUAAAAUUUAUUUUUGAUAUUGUAAUUGGGGUUUCUAAGUUUUGUUGAACAGAUGAUAAACUUAAAGUUGAAAACAGUGAUUGGAAUAUUAGUUAUAUUUUACUAUAAAGAAUUAAAUAAUUUCGAUUUCG